CGAAAUCUUCGAUAUUUUCUCCUAUUUCUUCGAUUUCUUCUCGCUUCUCUUCGUCUCAGUCGAGUUUCGCAGUGAAUCGCACCGCCCUUUUCCAAAGCCAUUGAAAAUCUGAGAAAUUUUGGAAUGGCUCGUGUUAGAAACGCCGAAGGUGAAUAUGAAUCUACGGCGGCGCGUCCGAGAGAGCCAGUGGAUUCAAGUACCAUGGUCGAGCCUACAGAAGAAACCGGAGAGCAGAGAGAACCAGGGGAUGGUGAACCUGGAAGUGAAACCGUCGGGAUUCAAAUUGAUCUGAUAGAAGAUGCAGCAAUUGAUGCUUCCGAGAGCCAACCUGCAAAAGAAACCGUCGAGUUGGAAAGAGUAACGACAGAAGGAGAGACCGAGGAUUCCGAUAGUCAACCUGCAAAUGAGAGUCUGAUAGAACCUACAAUUGCUCAGGAUACAUAUGAGGAAGAGGAUGAUGUUGCAGGUAAUGCUAGUGAAGAGGAUGAGCAUGGUGAUGUUGGUACUGGUAAAGAUGAUAUAGAGGCUGAAGAGGAUGUUGGUAUAGAGGAGGAGGCUGCUGCUAAAGAUGGUAUAGAGGAGGAGGUUGCUGAAGCUAGUAAGGACGUUGCUGGUAUAACAGCUGAUGAUAAUUAUGAUAAUGAUGAUGAUGAAGAUGAUUCCCAGCCACUUCCGCCAGAGAAGAUGUGCUUAGAUAGUUCAGAAUACACCAAAGGGUGUAAAAUAGGAACUAGGUGUAAAGUGACUGAGACAGUGAACUUGAUAGAGAAAGAGUUUAAAGACGAGGCAAUAUGGUUCAGAAGUCACUCUCAGUUCAAGCAUGUAUUCCACAUGCCUAGGGAGCCAAACCACAUGACUCAAGGCAUGUGGAUGCUUAUGCUGCGCACAGUUGACACAGAUCUUGAGAGGGAGUGUUGGUUUGUGGUUAAUGGAGUACCUAUUAGGUAUUCCAUCAAAGAGCAUGCGUUGCUAACUGGGUUUAAUUGCAAGGAAUACCCGGAGAAGCAUGAGGAAAUGGGGAAUUUGAGGUUUGUGAAGAGAAUCUUCAAAAGGACUGAGAAGAUAAAGGCAUCUGAUGUAUUAGCUAAGUUGAAGGGAAAGAAGAGUUGGAAAGGAGCUGAUAAGAAGAAGUUAGUAGUCUUGUAUUUCUUAUGCAAGAUACUAAAAGCAAGCUCAAAAAGUGAUGGAAACAUAGAAUCCUUUCUCUUAAGGAUUGUUGAUGAUUUGGAUGCAUGUGAGACAUAUCCAUGGGGCAGGUAUUCAUUCUCAGAAUGUAUGAAAGGGAUCCGGAAUAUGAUGAAGAAUUUGAAUGGGUCUGUCAAACCUAAAGCUCAACCUAGCUUUAGUGGAUUCAUUGUACCUUUGGAGAUUCUGGCUUAUGAGGCUAUUCCACAUCUUGGACUGAAAUAUAGAGUACUUGUACGUGCAGCAAAUGACUGUCCAAGGAUGUGCAAGCACAAGUUUAAAGAAUCUGCCAUGAAAGGUAUCCCUUUGGAAGAAAUAUAUCAAGAGCUUGGGACUAGCAAGGAUAUUGACAGCAUAUUGGUACCAGACCAAUAUGAAAAAUCUCUGUUGGCUGGAAUCAUUGAAGAUAAUGUUGAUGAUGGCCUAGGGCAGAUUGAUAUCAUUGUUGACAGUUGGAGAGAGCGUCUAGUAGAAAAGAAGAAAAAGAUAUGGUGGGAAGGAAUGUACCAGCUGGACCAGGCGUCCCGAGAGAUUGGUAAUAAGUUUCUUGAGAAUGAAGACCCUGAGCAACAAGCCCCUGAGCAAGAAGUCCCUGAGAAAGAGAGUUCUAAUAUUGCUAAAGUUGUUGCAUCUCUUGCCUCACUAACAGAGGUGGUGAACAAUGGCUUUCAUGCCAUUGAGGAGAAGUUUAGGGAUAUGGAGAUUAGAGUGAAGACUCUUGAAGUGUCUGUGGCAGCUCAGGGAUAUCAUAGUCCGGUGUUUCCGCCAUAUGGGUCGCCUCUGGAAACACAAUAUGGGACAAGAACUGAUUUUGAGGGUGGGCAGAUGAGUCAAACCAUGGAAUUGGUUUUGUAUAAUCCCAUUUCUCCAACUGUUCCAGAACAAGGUGAUGAGGAGGAGGAAAAGAAUGAGGAGGAGAAAAAGAAUGAGGAAGAGAUGAAAGGAAAAGAGAAGAAGAAGGGCAAGAAGACAAAGAGGAUGUUGCAGCAAGAGGGUGGACCUGUAAUAGCAACCGGACAAAAGCGAACAAGGGCAGCUUCCCAACAUAUUAAGACACCAUUUGUGGAAGUGCAGCCGAAGAGAAGGAGAAAGAAGUAAGAACUAUGGUUGAUGUGUGCUGGUGGUGUAGGAAAAAACUAAAAAAUCUUUUGGACAUGAUUAUUUGUGUUUUGAACAAGUAGGAACUAUUGUUGAUGUUAUUUUGGUUGUACCUGGAGUUAGUACUUGUUAUUUUGGUUAAUUUUAGAUUUCCUACUUUUGGGUA
Messenger RNA from Arabidopsis lyrata subsp. lyrata, 2449 nucleotides. RefSeq lists its product as uncharacterized. Lineage: Eukaryota; Viridiplantae; Streptophyta; Magnoliopsida; Brassicales; Brassicaceae. The record is from RefSeq and is a predicted model, not a curated record. The coding region runs from base 124 to 2283 and encodes 719 amino acids. The transcript has 5 exons.